AUGUCGCGGUCGUCAGGAGGCCACAAGAUAAAUGACAAUCCGGAAUCCGACGAACAAGAACAGCAGCAUUAUGAUGAGAAAUCUACAAUCGAAAAGUGCAAGAAACCUAGUAAUGACGAGCUUUUGUAUGACCCUGAUUUGGACGAGAAAGAUGAAAUUUGGAUGCAGAGAAAAUUUUCAAGUAAUUAA
This is a messenger RNA of Ambispora gerdemannii, 189 nucleotides long. Lineage: Eukaryota; Fungi; Glomeromycota; Glomeromycetes; Archaeosporales; Ambisporaceae. The record is from the annotation of a GenBank genome assembly.